AUGAACGGCCACUAUAACAACACUAUUCAAGAUCGCGAAGAAAAAUCAAGUUCAUUGUUCCACAAGGCAUCAAGCUCGGAGGAUUGUGUUGGCAUCGGCGAUGCGGUAGUCAGGCAACUCAGCACAGGUCACAGGUCGUUUUCUAUUGAUUUGCGCCAAGUCAACCAUUAUACCUACGGAAUCUCUGACACCAUACGCAUAGUAUUCGGAGCCAAUCAAAUGCCACCCCCUUCACGCCGAGUUACUUCGGCUGCUGUGAGAGGAAUGGAGCAGAUGGACUUGGCAAUCGUGUUUUCAGGCACUCAGACUCCAAUGAUCAGCUACAGACACCACCCAUGUAUGCCACUCCCGCAACUUCCAACCGAAAAACAAGGCAAAAAAUGA
Marasmius oreades (fairy-ring Marasmius) is the source of this 384-nucleotide messenger RNA. RefSeq lists its product as uncharacterized. NCBI's taxonomy places the organism in Eukaryota, Fungi, Basidiomycota, Agaricomycetes, Agaricales, Marasmiaceae. Bases 1 to 384 code for a protein of 127 amino acids. The record is from RefSeq and is a predicted model, not a curated record. The transcript has 4 exons.